Lates calcarifer (barramundi perch) is the source of this 1063-nucleotide messenger RNA. Its product is annotated as odorant receptor 131-2-like. Lineage: Eukaryota; Metazoa; Chordata; Actinopteri; Centropomidae. The record is from RefSeq and is a predicted model, not a curated record. The coding region runs from base 71 to 1027 and encodes 318 amino acids. Gene Ontology annotation, cellular component: membrane. Gene Ontology annotation, molecular function: G protein-coupled receptor activity. Gene Ontology annotation, biological process: G protein-coupled receptor signaling pathway. The transcript has a single exon.
UAUUGUGCUAUUGUGUUUCAGUUACAUCAACAGGUUCAUAUUUAUUUUUGGUCUUAAGUGCUUCUCUAAAAUGUCAUAUGCAAACCAAUCUCAGACUCUCAACAUCACUGGACAACAGUAUCAGGGAUUACUGGAAAGAGUCUUGUUUUCCACUCUGAUUGGAAUGCCAUGCUGUGUGUUUCUCUCCAUUAAUGGGACCAUGCUUUUCACCCUGAGGAGUAAACCAGUGUUUCGUGAGACCUCCCGUUACAUUCUCCUGUACAACCUCCUUUUUGCAGACACUGUUCAGCUGGCACUGGGCCAGUUACUGUACCUACUGGCUGUUUGUAGAAUAAUGCUGACAUAUCCUGUGUGUGGAGUUCUAUCCAUGCUUGCUGUUCUCACCAAUGAUAUCUCUCCUCUCACACUAGUACUGAUGUCUCUGGAGAGAUAUGUAGCUGUGUGCUACCCACUGAGGCACGCUACCAUCAUCACCAUCAGAAACACAGGGGUGGCUAUCAUUGUGGUUUGGGCCAUUAGCUUACUAAACGUCUUCACUCGAGUUCUUUUACUGUUAAAUUAUCCAUUUGAAGACCUGGAGAGCCUGGUUAUGACAGAUGUUUGCUCUGACAUUGCUAUGUUGCUUGAGCCAAUAACUGAUCAUUAUGACAAAGCCUACACUUACUUUCUGUUUGUAUCAGCUACUGUGGCGAUCAUUUCCUCCUACAUUGGUGUGAUGGUAGCAGCCAGGUCAGCCUCCACUGACAAAGCUUCAGCUCAUAAGGCUCGUAACACACUGCUGCUGCAUCUGGUGCAGCUGGGUCUCAGUCUCUCCUCAACUAUGCACACUUCUAUUGUUCAGUCACUUUCAACAGUCCUACAAAGGUUAGUAAUUGUACGUAUCAAGACUGUUUUUUAUGUGUUUAUCUACAUCCUCCCCAGAUGUCUGAGUUCUCUUAUCUAUGGACUCAGAGAUCAGACCAUCAGACCCGUCCUCUUGUACCAUCUAUGCUGCCGAAUGUCACUCAGCUGUUCCACCAAAGGUUGAGGUCUCACCCUAAAGUUCAAUUGGUUUAGUAUUGUU